Dovyalis caffra is the source of this 2007-nucleotide messenger RNA. The record is from the annotation of a GenBank genome assembly. Lineage: Eukaryota; Viridiplantae; Streptophyta; Magnoliopsida; Malpighiales; Salicaceae.
AUGGACUUAGAGGAUACAUUCCUUGCUAAAGUUUCUGGUGUUCAAAGCCUUUCUUCCAGUGUGCAAAGCACCCCAGAAAAAAAUGGCAAUUCAGAUGAUGCUUCAAGAAGUCCAGAACUCCUUCAAGAGUUUCUAAAAUCUGGUCCCAAAAAGGAACUUCUUCGAACUUGCUUUGAUAAGGACAAGAAGCAAACAGCUUCAUCAAAAAGCAAAAUGAUGGAACUUCUGAAGACCGGUAACAAAACUACCAAGAAGCAGGAAACCAAAAAAGCUUCUUCUAGUCCUAAUAAUCAACCUUCUUCUAAGAAGCAACAAAGAAAGGGGGAAAAUCCUAUGAGACUUGUACCUCCUUCUGAGCAGUCACCCAAUUUUGGAUGUUCAAACUCAUGGAUAUGUAAAAAUUCAGCUUGUAGAGCUGUUCUUUCCAUUGACGACACGUUUUGCAAGAGGUGCUCUUGCUGUAUUUGUCAUUUAUUUGAUGACAAUAAAGACCCUAGUCUCUGGUUGGUUUGCACAUCUGAAAGUGGUCAGGUGGACUCCUGUGAGCUAUCUUGUCAUAUUGAGUGUGCCCUUCAACGUGAAAAGGUGGGGGUUGUUGACCUUGGCCAAUUGAUGCAGCUAGAUGGUAGUUAUUGUUGUGCGUCUUGUGGUAAAGUUUCAGGGAUUCUCGGAAGUUGGAAGAAGCAGCUAAUUAUAUCAAAGGAUGCCCGUCGUCUUGAUGUUCUCUGUUAUAGGAUAUACUUGAGCUACAGGCUACUUGAUGGGACUUCAAGGUUUAAAGAACUGCAUGAAAUUGUUAGGGAUGCCAAGGCUAAACUAGAAACAGAAGUAGGUCCAGUAAAUGGUGUUUCUGCCAAGAUGGCACGGGGCAUUGUCAGCAGACUCUCUGUCGCUGGUGAUGUGCAGAAACUUUGUUCUCUUGCAAUUGAAAAGGCAGAUGAAUGGCUCACUACCAUUUCUAGUGCAAACCCAAACUGCAGAGAGGAUUCCCUUCCUGCUGCUUGCAGAUUCUUAUUUGAAGAAGUGAAAUCCUCAUCUGUUGUUAUUAUUUUAAUUGAAUUGUCUACUGCGUCAUCUGAUGAUAUUAAGGGCUACAAGCUCUGGUAUUGCAAGAGUAGAGAAGAGACACAUGCAAAAGAACCUAUUUUCGCAAGGAAUAGUAAGAAAGAGAAUACUGUCACUGGAGGAUGUACUUCUAGUUACAAUCAGGAUUCUGAAACUACAACCGCUGUUAAUUCUUCUGGCUUCAAGGUUCGAGACCUUGGAAAGAUCCUCCAUUUGGCUGGGGCUCAACAGCAAGGCUGCUUUGAAGGUUUCUGUAGCGCUGAUACUGAAAAAUGCUGUGGAGCGAGCAAAGUGGUCAAGCCUCAAACUUCUGAAGAUCCAGUGCCAUCUGUCUCGCAUGGGCUAGACUUGAAUGUUGUUUCAGUGCCUGAUUUGAAUGAAGAGCUGACUCCUCCAUUUGAGUCUUCCCGUGAUGAGGAUAAUGGGUGCACUUUGGAGCAGGCUAUUGAGGCAGAUGAUGAUGCUGCUUCUCAUGAUGUAGAGAAAAAUGGUUUAGCAAGAUCUCAUGGUAGUGGUGACUCCCAGACCUGGACGCAUGGGCCAAGUGGGGAAGUGCCCACUGUUGAUUCCCGGUCAGAGUUGUGCAGGAAAAGAGCUGCACACACAAAUGAAGACUUGCAUGACUGUGAUAGCACUUUGAUAAACGGAUCACCAUUCCGUGUGUCCAGUGGUUCCGGUUACCUGGAUGAGAACUUUGAGUACUGUGUGAAGACAAUCCGAUGGUUGGAAUGUGAGGGUCACAUCAACCAGGAAUUUAGGUUGAAAUUGCUGACAUGGUUUAGCUUGAGAUCGACAGAACAAGAACGUAGAGUGGUUAACACCUUCAUCCAAACUCUGAUUGAUGAUCCUAGUAGCUUGGCAGGACAGCUGGUUGACUCUUUCUCAGAUAUCAUAUCCAGCAAGAGGCCACGGAAUGGUUUCUGCAGCAAGCUGUGGCAUUAA